AGCUUGAUUCAACCACUGUUCUCUGCGAACGAAUCUGACCUUGUAGAGCUGCAGCAUGCAAACGUCUUGGAGAAGGGCAGCCAACGUACAAAGGCUGCAUUGAGUGUGUGGGCCGGCGGGAAUGCUGCUCGGCUGCUGCAGACGCGUAGUUUUCUUGGAAUUGCCAUGCAGCAGGACCGGUGUUGCAGUCCUCAGCUCAAACUGAAAAUGUUGCACAGGAAGACGUAUCAUGUGAAGGAACUACAGGCAGAAAUCGAUGCUCACACUGACAUCUUUCACAACCUGGAUGAAAACGGGCAGAAAAUCCUGAGGUCCCUGGAAGGCUCUGAGGAUGCAGCUCUGUUGCAGAGGCGGCUGGAUAACAUGAACCUCAGAUGGAGUGAGCUUAGGAAGAAAUCUCUGAACAUUAGAUCCCAUUUGGAAGCCAGUACAGAUCAGUGGAAGCGUUUACAUCUCUCUCUUCAGGAACUUCUGGCAUGGCUGCAAUUGAAAGAGGAUGAAUUAAAACAGCAAGCACCCGUUGGCGGAGAUCUUCCCACUGUGCAGAAACAGAAUGAUAUUCAUAGGACUUUCAAGAGGGAGCUGAAAACAAAAGAACCUGUUAUCAGGAGUGCGCUUGAGACUGUGCGAAUCUUCGUAGCCGAGCAGCCUGUGGAGGGACUGGAGAAGCUCUACCCCGAACCAAGAGAGCUGUCACCUGAGGAAAGGGCCCACAAUGUCAGUAAACUUCUCCAAAGGCAAGCAGAUGAUGUCAGAACUGAGUGGGAUAAGCUGAAUCUACAGUCUGCUGAUUGGCAAAAGAAGAUAGAUGAUGCUCUUGAAAGACUGCAGGGCCUUCAAGAGGCAAUGGAUGAACUGGACCUGAAACUACGCCAGGCUGAAGUGUUCAAGGGAUCCUGGCAACCAGUGGGGGAUCUGCUAAUUGACUCUCUCCAGGAUCACUUAGAAAAAGUCAAGGUGUCCAUUAAUGAACUGGACCCUGGGACAGAGUGUUCCCUCAGUAUGUUCACAGAUGAUACAGAAGCGGGAGGAACAGCCAAUACACCACAUGGUUGUGCUGCCAUCCAGAGGGACCUUGGCAUCACGGAGAAUUACACUGAGGUGAAUCUCAUGAAGUUCAACGAGGAGAAAUGCCAGGUCCUGUGUCCUGGGAGAAAUCACCCCAGGCAACAGUACGCACUGGGGGUCAAUCGGCCAGAAAGCAGCUCUGCAGAGAAGGGCCUUGGGGUCCUGGUAGACAAAAAGCUGACC
Molecule: messenger RNA, 1251 nt
Organism: Cariama cristata (Red-legged seriema)
Lineage: Eukaryota; Metazoa; Chordata; Aves; Cariamiformes; Cariamidae
Product: dystrophin-like
Exons: 7
Biological process (GO): synaptic signaling
Cellular component (GO): plasma membrane
Molecular function (GO): protein binding
Source: RefSeq, a predicted model, not a curated record